Messenger RNA from Triticum aestivum (bread wheat), 1638 nucleotides. RefSeq names its product acetylserotonin O-methyltransferase 1. The transcript is spliced from 3 exons. NCBI's taxonomy places the organism in Eukaryota, Viridiplantae, Streptophyta, Magnoliopsida, Poales, Poaceae. The record is from RefSeq and is a predicted model, not a curated record. Bases 34 to 1317 code for a protein of 427 amino acids. Gene Ontology annotation, molecular function: protein dimerization activity; O-methyltransferase activity.
UAGCAGAGUUGCUGAUACACAAACACAACUAUCAUGGCGCCCGCGUGGUCUUCAACUCUCUCGCCCCUUGUUGCAUCUGCCGUCUGCGCAAGCUUCGCGACGGCGACGACGUGGUUAGGCUGCCGGAGAAUGCCGAGCAUGGGGCGCUCACAGACGCUAGGUGGCCAACCUCCUCUCCUCCCGAGAGACCAGCUGAAAAGAAAACCUAUCGUGGCGCAUGUCCAAAAGGAAACUGGGAACGAUGUGAUGGUCAGCACGGAGGGGUUGCUCCAAGCUCAGCUUGAGCUCUACCACCACGCCAUGGCGUACGUCAAGUCUGCGGCGCUCAGGGCAGCCGCGGACCUACGCAUCCCCGACGCAAUUCACCGCUGCGGUGGUGCCGCCACCUUGUCCGACAUCGCCACUGAGAUCGGCGUCCAGCCGACGAAGGUUUCCCACCUCCGUAGGCUCAUGCGUGCCCUCACCAUCCUUGGCAUCUUCCUCGUCGGCCAAGGCCCCAACGGUGAGGCCACUGAUGUGCACUACAAGCUCACCUCGGUCUCGCGCCUCCUCUUGGAGGGCAGCUCAUGUACCCAGUCUCCCAUCGUGCGCGUGCUCGUGGACCCGCUGUCCUUGACCGCUCUCUGCAGCAUAGGGGAGUGGUUUACUGAUGAGAGAGCCUCGGCCCUCACACUCUUCGAGGUGGCGCAUGGGUGCACGCGGGAGGAGAUGACGGCGAAGAAGGGCACUCGUGGCGUCUUCAAUGUUGGCAUGAUCUCCGAUAGCCACCUCCUCAUGGAGACCAUCAUCAAGGAUCACCGUAACAUCUUUGAGGGCGUGAGCUCCCUCGUUGACGCUGGCGGUGCCCAUGGUGCCACGGCGGAAGCCAUCGCUAAGGCUUUCCCUCACAUCAAGUGCACCGUGCUUGACCUCCCACAUGCAAUCGCGGGGGCACCUGCCAUCGCCAAUGUUGAGUUUGUUGCUGGCGAUUUGUUUGAGUAUGUGCCACCAGUAGACGUUGUUCUACUCAAGUGGGUUUUGUGCUUGUGGCAGGAUGAAGAUGCUGUCAAGGUACUACGACGAUGCAAAGAAGCAAUAACCAGUAGAGGUGCCGUAGGGAAGGUGAUAAUCGUCGAUGUCGUGAUAGACUUCGGGAUGUCGCAGGAUGAUGUCCUUCUUAGGGAGACACAGGUUCUAUUUGAUGUCCAAAUGAUGCGUGUUGACGGGGGUGAGCGAGACGAGCAGCAGUGGAGGAAGAUUUUCUUUGAAGCCGGAUUCAGGGACUAUAAGAUCACUCCAAUGCUAGGAUUUCGAUCCAUAAUUGAAGUCUACCCUUGAAUGCCGCCCACCCUGAUAGAAAUAAAGCAGGAUUCAUGGUUUGGUAUGGUUUGCUACAGAAUAAUGUCUUGCAUUAGCAGACAAUUUAGACAAUAAAGUUUUCCAUAAUAUUUGUCGUCACUAUUCGCACGGUUCCAUGUCCGUGUUUCUUAUAAAGUUAGGAAAUCAGACAUAGUGCGUUUGUUCAUAAGACAAUCAGAUAAUAUUCUUUCUGGUAAACGAUGCAAUCUGCCUUCUGUGCUAGUUUCCGGGGUUUUGUUGGGAAAUAAACUUGUUGGGCUGGUUCGGCCGAGUCAGUUCACUAAAUUUGUUGGUUCUUUU